AACAGGCCCAUGUGAGGGCCAGGAUUGGCUGGGUCUGGAGGCUCGGAUGGUCUGGCUUCUGCUGUCACGUGGUGUGCGCUGUUUUCUUAUCACGUGGCUGCCACCCAGCUUAGGCUGCAUGGGGAGGGGGCGGGCUCCCGCUAUCCUGCUCGGCGGAGGGGCCGCUCUGCUCCUGUCGUUUCUUUGGAUGCCGGCGCUUUUGCCCGUGGCUUCCCGCCUUCUGUUGCUACCCCGAUCCCUGAUGAUCAUGGCCUCUGGAAGUACCCUGUCCCAGCCCUCGCCGGCCUCGGGCUCCGGCUACGUUCCGGGCUCGGUGUCUGCAGCCUUUGUCACUUGCCCCAACGAGAAGGUCGCCAAGGAGAUUGCCAGUUUUGGAAGCCUGUCCCUGGCUGCCAGUGCAAAACUCCGGGUCACGGGGUGCUCAGAAUGGGGCUGUCUCUUCACCUUCAGGGCUGUGGUGGAGAAGCGCCUAGCAGCCUGCGUCAACCUCAUCCCUCAAAUUACAUCCAUCUAUGAGUGGAAAGGAAAGAUUGAGGAAGACAGUGAGGUGCUGAUGAUGAUUAAAACCCAAAGUUCCUUGGUCCCAGCUUUGACAGAUUUUGUUCGUUCUGUGCAUCCUUAUGAAGUGGCUGAGGUGAUUGCAUUGCCUGUGGAGCAGGGGAACUCCCCAUACCUGCAUUGGGUACGCCAGGUCACAGAGUCAGUUUCUGACUCCAGCACAGUCCUACCAUGAUGGGCUCUGUUCCUGCCAGGAUCCCCUCACCUACUUCAAUGCCCUCUGACUUUCAGAUGAUGACCAGGUCCCCAGUAAAUCCUAUAUUUGGUUCUCUCUGC
Messenger RNA from Galeopterus variegatus (Sunda flying lemur), 834 nucleotides. RefSeq names its product cutA divalent cation tolerance homolog (E. coli) (gene CUTA). Gene Ontology annotation, molecular function: copper ion binding. The record is from RefSeq and is a predicted model, not a curated record. Gene Ontology annotation, biological process: response to metal ion. NCBI's taxonomy places the organism in Eukaryota, Metazoa, Chordata, Mammalia, Dermoptera, Cynocephalidae. The coding region runs from base 47 to 733 and encodes 228 amino acids. The transcript has 7 exons.